Molecule: messenger RNA, 1478 nt
Organism: Oryzias melastigma (Indian medaka)
Lineage: Eukaryota; Metazoa; Chordata; Actinopteri; Beloniformes; Adrianichthyidae
Product: transmembrane protein 196
Exons: 5
Coding region: 109-966 (285 amino acids)
Source: RefSeq, a predicted model, not a curated record
CAUUUACUUGUAGGUCAAUUUAGUCCAAAUUUUGCUCAUAAAAUGCUUCCUCAAAGGGGCAGGGGCUGAGCCCCCUCGUCCCAGUGGAUACGCCCCUGCAUUGCGCGCAUGUGCGCAUCUGUGAGCAUGCAGCUGCGCUCAGCAGAUACCUUGGAUAGCUCCACACAAACAGGCGCAACGAGGAGGAGGAGGAAGUUCACCUGUGAGCUCGCGCUCUUCAAAAACAUCCACUGCUUCUCCACUCUUGUCAGUUUGGACCACUUUCAUCAGCCUCCUCUGUGGUUUCUGGUCACUCCUCUUCUCCUGAACUGUUUUUUGCCUCCAAACCGGACAUGGAGCAAUAGAUCCGCGUCUUUUUUGGAGCUCAGAGGACCGUCUGUUCGCCCCCCCUCCUGCAGGAGCUGGAGAGAUGCCCCGCGGGGCAGGAUGUGCUCCAGCCGCAAGAUCCUGUGGAGCCUGUUCGUGCUCUCCUUGUUGGAAGUGGGCUUGGGAGUGGCGAGCAUCGUCCUGGGCGCCGUGGGCAUCAGCUGGGUUCGAGGGGAGCACAAGCCCCGGCAGGGCGACGCGUCCCCGGUCUGGAGCGGACUCUGUUUUCUGGUCUGUGGGAUUUGUGGAGUGCUGUGCGCCCGAAGGAGGACAGGUCUUAUUAUGAUCCUGUUUUCUGCAUGCUGCAUCUGUGGUCUGAUUGGAGGGAUUCUCAACUUCCAGUUUGUCCGGGCUUUGAGCAAACAGCCGGACAAAAUGCAUCUGGCUGCCAUGACUUUGGCCUGUCUAGGUAUCUCCUCCUGUACCCUGUCAACAUGGCUGACCUGUCGGCUGGCCAGCUCUGAGCAGCAGAGGAUGUUCAUGGAGAGGGAGCACUCGCUGCACCACUCACAUGAGAUGACAGAGAAGGAGGUUCUCGACAGCUCGAGCAACGGCGUUCCUCAGAUCUCCUAUAAUGGACACAUCGCUGCAUCGCCAUGACGAUUUGUCACAAGAGGCCACUUGCUCACACUGAAACAGACAGUUACUGAAGUACCUGCUGUCAGAUCCAGCUUGUACAAACCCUGUACCCUGACUUCAGGCCAGCCAGGUUCUACAUCUAUUGGAACUUCCUUUCUUUCCUGUUUCCUAAAGGAAGACAGGCAGCAUGGCGACAGCUUUUGUGCUUCUGAAUUAUUAUGCAAACGUGGGUUCACGUGGACCCUCUCAACUCAAACCAAAGCCAGGCUGAUGGUGAGAAGACAAAUGUCUGCAUCUGAGUCCAACCCCAACGACUUUCAGAACACAACGUAAGCAUGCAGCUGAUCCGUAUGUCUGAGGGAGUUUCUAUGUUUCUACCAGACACUCAUUGACCUCGUACAGGUUAAUGAAAUGCAGCUUGCAAUAGCCGAACCGUAUGUAUCAUCUGGAAAUGGAACGCAUAGAUGUGAAAACAGAGUGACGCUCUAUGAAAUGUUCUGUAUAUCUAUGCUUGUACUUCAGGUAACUAUAAA